GGGGAAUAUAUGUGUGAAUCCCUCCCAUGCGGUGAACCCAUAGUUUGCGACACUUUUUGAACGUUUGCCACAAACGCGGGAAUCAGUUGCGAGACAAUCCGCGAGACAACCGUUUGCCAUGAAAUUCAAAGGCGUUAUAACGGAUGGCCAACAGAUCCAGUCGAUGAUCAAAGUGUUUCAAAGUGUGGCCAAGUUUUGGAAAACAUUUUACGUCAAGUUAUCGGCCAAUGAAAUGCAACUCAUCAGCGAUCGCUCCAACGGUUUGUCUCCAUUUGUGGUCAAAUGUGAUCUCAAUUGCGAAGACUAUUUCCAAGAGUACGACUUCAGCGGUGUCUCUAACGACAAGAACCUCAUAUACUUCGAGAUGAGUUCGGAUCCCGUGUCUCAAGUCAUGUCUUCGUUGUCGCCGAACAUAAAGGCGUUGACUCUGAAGCUGAAGAACAAAAGCGGUGGUAAUGUGUUGGCUGUAGGGGUGGACUACCCGUCCCAGGACUCGGACCGCUAUGUGUCGCACGACCUGAAAGUGGAAAUCAUUAAAACCCAAUAUUGGGACCAAAUCUGUGGCCUCCAGUCCGGCGCUUAUGAUCUGUCCUUCUAUUUGCCGGAAACCCCGACAGUCAUCACAACCAUUGAACGACUCAAGGAUUUGUGUCCUUAUAUGACAAUUAGAGCCAAAGCUAUCGAUCAAAACAAAACGGUUCUGACGAUCGGCGCCGACACUGACUCCAUCGCUCUUAAGACCAAAUUCACGGAUUUAGACCUCAAUGUCAAUGAAGACAACGAUUCCAAUGACAGACAUUGGGCAAUCUUUCCAAAUGUCGACAAUUAA
This is a messenger RNA of Oppiella nova, 829 nucleotides long. The record is from the annotation of a GenBank genome assembly. NCBI's taxonomy places the organism in Eukaryota, Metazoa, Arthropoda, Arachnida, Sarcoptiformes, Oppiidae.